AUAUAUAUAUAUAUAUAUAUACAUAUAUAUCCCCGCACUCGUCCCUUUGACUACAAAGAUCAUGUGGCGUAUGCUGGCAGCAGUGAGGCGAAACCUCCAAAACAUAAAGAAGAGCCCAAGAGUCGCCGAUGAGAGUAUGUUUGCAGGUGGAAAUGGAGGUCGUGAUCAGUUGCCGAUCUAUGGGCGUAGACAAAAUGGAUGGAAUGGCUUUUCGCUUAUAUACAGCGUUGUGCGAGUUCCGAUUUCGAUUCUUUCGUGCUUUUCACACCCACAUGUGAAUGGUACCGACGGGGUGUGGGUGUCAGGUGAGUUUGCACAGCUUUCAGAGAUGAAUCAUCUCAUGGUAAACGACAGCAUGCGCUAUGCAAUACUAAUGUAGAGAUGUCAAUGUAAGUGAGCAUUAGAUUGGUUUAGGUUCUUGCUUUCGAAAGGACUUUGGGGUUUUCUACCUUCUUUACAGUAGUUUUUUUUUUUUUUUUGGGCUUCUUCUUUAUAGUAGUAGACAAGUACUUGCAUGGAUAUAUAUUAUAUAUUGCUCGCCUAGCUAGCUAGCAUGUGGUGAUCAGUGUAUAAAAAUAGUUUUGUACGUCUACCAGUACUAGUACUGUAUUUAUAAUGUUGGUACCAAUUAAGUGCUUUCUACAUCCAUAAAUGAAUGGAGUCCAUGGAUUUAUAUGAA
Messenger RNA from Juglans microcarpa x Juglans regia, 679 nucleotides. RefSeq lists its product as uncharacterized. The transcript has 2 exons. The record is from RefSeq and is a predicted model, not a curated record. NCBI's taxonomy places the organism in Eukaryota, Viridiplantae, Streptophyta, Magnoliopsida, Fagales, Juglandaceae. The coding region runs from base 62 to 379 and encodes 105 amino acids.